AACAAUUAAAACAUGAUUUUAUUGUUUAUGAAAAAUAUUAUUUUUAAAAAUCUUCAAUAUUUGUUAUCACCUUCCUCGUAUACUCCAGACUUUCCCGGAUAUUAGAAUAUUUACGAAAUAUUUCGCACCUAUAUAUUUAAAAUAUUUUCUAAAUAUUGUGUGCUGUCCAAAUACUUUGAAUAUCGCGAUCAUCGAUCGCGAUUCCGUGAGCAGAUCUCUUGCAAAGCUUUCAGCCGGAUAGAAAUCGAGCUUGGUAUGCCGGUAAUGUUAUCCAAACAUCUAAUUCAUAUAUAUCAUUUCGCCAGUUCGCUUUUCAAGAUCGCGCGUUACGCAAACGUCUUAUACUUGCCUAAUGCAUAUCGCUCUAUAUGCCCGGUUAGAUCAUUGCAAGGGGUCAGUGUUAAUAAGUAAAUUAUACAGUGAAAAGAGAAGAAUAUUAUUCACGCGUUCACAGGGGGACACGUCAUUGGGAUGACGUGCGCGCGAACACAUACACACAUACACAGCAUAUGUCGCGGCACGUGUGUGAAACGGGCGUUAGACAUAACAGCGCUCGUUGCGGCGGCAUCGCCGCCUUUGUCCGUCGCCGUCGAGUAUCGUCGCCGAAACGAAUCCUCGUCUCGUUCGGUGUGUGUGUGUGUGUGUGUUGCGCUCGCAGGGGACGAUGUCCUUCGCGAGUUGCUCGUCCGACGGAGAUGUUUGUUUUGUUCGAUUCGGCCGCUGAGAACGCGCCGAAAGGUUGAGACGAAGGUUAAAGAACGGCCACAAAGGCGACGUUAUCUGGUCCGCGGACUUCGGAGGACUUCACCUAACCUGUAACGUUGUCGCUCGUAGAUAGAAGGCUGCUGUGCUUCACCUGUGUGUCGGCACCGUUCGCUCCUGCGUUCCGCAUCUCCCACGGGCCGAGGACGUCGAGUUCCGGCCAGCCGAGAUUUCCAGCCACCGGAUCGAGCGAACUUGCUUUGAGGUUAUCUCCGUGACUCAACCGCGACCUUUUCUCGAAGAGGAGCGACGCUCCAGGAUACCGCAAGAUGGCCGGUAGCAGCGAACUCUGGGUGCAGUGUUUCACGUGCUGUAUAACCCAGCGGCCGCCGGCGAGGACGCGGAACGGCCGGUCGCAGCAACGCCAGAAGCUCAGGAUAGACCGGAGCAUGAUCGGCGUGCCCACCAACUUCCGACAUACCGCGCACAUAAGCAGCGGCGACGUCGACAUGUCCAUCGCGCAGUUGGCCAAUCUACAGGCGCAGAUGCAGAGAAAAGGUGGAUACGACACCAAUAUCGGUGCCAAGGGAUGCUGAGAAUAGCAUUGCGAGUUAGUGUCACAGACGACGAGAACCCGAGUACCCUGCAACUGACAUUUUGACACAACGGAUGGACGAAUGAGAAAGGGGAAUGGAGGGAUGAGAGGGGAGGACGAGGAGAGAGCUUUGCCAGCCUGACUAACGACUGACUCCGUCUUCUGUAUUUUUCCGUUUUUCUUCGUACCGAUGUUGUUCCACGUUUGUCGAACGGACAACGUCGAGUGCCCACACCACGUGCCCACGCGUACACGAUUGCAUUUACACAUAAACCGACUAGAGAGCUAAGACCGCCGUUAUAUACAUAUAUACAUCAGACGAACAUACCUUCGGAGAGAGAGGAAGCUGCCAGCCGUUAUAACACGCGCACCAUUGUAUCUCGAAAACGCGCGAAGUAUCACAAGUUAUUAUUUACGGGUCCGCUCGUGCGCGAUCUCGCGCUCUCCAAACGAACGCGCGCGUGUGUGUGUGUGUCUUCCCGUUCGGAUGCUUCCGAGUCUGCCAAGUACAGUUUUCUCCCUUCUCGUGUUGACGGUCCGGCUUUGUUAUUGUUAUCGGCGAAACAGCACUGAUCUUUUGCAGAAUGAACUUGCGUUACGCCUCGUUACGCCUCGUGAGAUUGCCUCUGCGUUCUCUCAUUUACAUUCUCUCAUUUGCGCUCCCCAUUGUGCGUGCUUGUGAGGCUCCGCGCUGCGGCAACCGUUGCGGAACUGACGCGAGAUUACGCGCUUAUUACUGACGUGUGUUCGCGCAUACGAAGACGCGCGAUACAUGAUUGCAUGCCGGGUGUUCGCAAGCCCGUCCGUCGGUGUGAGCUUUGAAUGAGAAUUGUCGCUCCUCGAACGAUCUCGCGUUUGAGACUGCGUUUACCUCGACGACGAGUGCGCCGUCAUGCGUCCGCUUCGUGCGAGCAUCCCGCUCGGCUGAUGGCCGACUCGGUGAGAGUUUCCGUUUUCCCGGCGGGUCAAGACGAAGCGUGUCGGGUCCCGAGCAGCGAGCGCACGUUUAUGAAACUCGUGUCGUCCGGUCGCCACACUGGACAUUUAGGGAAACCGAUGGUGUGCGAUUUAUUAACGACAAGUUUGAGCGUCUCCUCGACACGCGUUUAGAAAUACGAGCCUCGUCUGCGCAAUGUCGAGUGGCGCGUUUAAUAUCCGGCCGAUCGAGCGGCUAAAUUGUAAGAAAACGAGCGGGCGAGUGAGUGAACGCGCGACUUGACUCGCGCGAACGAGCGGAGUUUCACGCUUAAUUGUAAGUCUCGCGACUAGUGGAAUAACGGCGUUGAAAUGUCAGGUCGAGGAGUGACCGACGAAUGAGGCACUGCCGCUCGACAGCAGGUCGAGGAUUGUUUUUCCUUAUAUGUGAGCAUGUAUUUUUCGAUUAUCUCUCUCUCUCUCUCUCUCUCUCUCUCUCUCUCUCUCUCUCUCUNUCUCUCUCUCUCUCUCUCUCUCUCUCUCUCUCUUUUUCUCUCGGUCUCCAAGCGCGAGCUGGUGACUUUCAUCAUGAAAAAAAACGUUCUCCUGUGAAAUGUACUUUAAUAUUUCGCACGCGUCGAGAUUCGCCCGGCGAGAGUGGUUGACGCGAUGCGCGACAUUUGUUUUUCCUCCUCCUCCUCGCCGUCCGUAUUGCGUCAAGAGCGACACAGCGCGAUCUCCGCUAAUGAGCUUCCCUUGCGAAACAACGGCAGAAUUGCGAGGAUCGAAGAGUGAAACGUCGUCGUUGUCGUCGAGUUGAAGAGCGCCCACUCUCUCACGGGAACACGACGCAAUCGAGCGGUUCGACCGGGUCUGGAUUUGCAAAUUCUUCAAACGAAAGCGACGGAAGACGGCGGCUCGUUGUCUAAACUGGAGCGCCUGUUUCGCUCGCACAUCGGACGAUGGUGUUUCCGAACUCUGCGCUCCGAUUCGCGGCCCAGCGCCGCUCGUGCGUUCGCCAGGUUGAAUUGUUUAGGCAGCCGGCCGCUUGUCCGUACAAAUGAACGAAGAGAAAAUGAUCGAUGCGCAACGAAGCCACGGAGAGACUUUCUAUGACUUCGUUACACGCCGACCGCGGGAUCGUCGGUCACUGCGCGUUGCAAGCGAAACGAGGAGGAAGCGAUCGAGCGACUCGCAUUUGAUUUACAUCUAACGAUCCGAUGAGUUAUUCGAAUCAAUACACAUGGGCCGCGAAAAGCUCGCGACACUUCUCGAUGAGUUUCGCAACGUAUCUCGUAUUGUAAUGAGAAAAUACAGCGGAACAUGCUGCCAUUCAAUCACUUAAAAUCACCUUUUGUCACUUAUUCUUGACAAGUCCGGCCGAAAAAUUCACUAUCGUCCAAAAUAGACCACUUCAGUCACAUUUUUCCCCGAGUUACCGUUAAAUUUGUAAAAUAUAGGUGUUCUAUAUAUAUAUAUAUAUAUUUUUUUUUUUAAUUUUUUGCCGUCUUGUCUGCUGCCAAUUGUUCUGAAAGCAUACAUUUGUAUCGUUUACACAUCUUGGUCUUUCCUUAUGAAUUUCCUGAUCCUACUAUGAAAAGAACUCGCUGUACGUUAAAUUAUCCGAAGAUGGACAUGGAAGAGUAAGAGUGAAUAUUACUUUUUGCUCAAGUGGUCUUAGUUACUAGAAUUUGACAAAAAAUGUCACAUUUGGUUGCUCUUUAAUUUCUUUUUUUAUACCAAGGAGACUGAAUGGCGGCUCUGAAAAUACAUUUCUUGAGAAUUACCGAGAAACAGAUUCCCCUGUUGGACACGGGAUAUGUGCGUCCCAAAGCUUGUAAAAAAAAAAGAGUGUCGCUUUCCUUUUUGUAACCGACUCGAUAAAUCAAGUGGCAAUAAAAUCGCGCGUGUGUCGCCGAAGAGCAAGCGAGAGAGAGAGAGAGAGAGAGAGAGAGAGAGAGAGAGAGAGAGAGAAGGGUACGCGACUCGUUAAACAACGUUCUAAAUUCUACCGCUGCUGUCGAAAGUCGCUCGAAUGUAGCAACAUCGAGCGAUAAUUUCAAGUAUGUGUGUGCUCACGGGCGACAUAGCCGGAGAAAGGAAAAUCACGAAGCGCGCUGCGAGUCAACGAUGCGCGACAAAACGCGAAUUGUGCCUUUUAGUGGCCGCCGCCGGCUGACCCGAAGCGCUCGGACGAAUCACCGCGCAUGCGCUGCAUACACAACACAGGAGAAUAGCUCACUUUUCUUUUAUUUUAUUUCGUACUUUAUACGUAAGAGAGAAUACAACGUUAAUGUAAUUCCUAACGCACAUAAGUAUACACACACACAAUCGUAUCAUAAUAUCACACAAUAAUAAUGUUGUACACAUUUCUUAUCCUACUAUCGAGACUCAAUCGUAUCGAUUAUAAGAAUACUAGGGAAUGCGCUUGCGUUAUUUAUAGAAGAAAAAAGGACAAGAAAGAACGGCAGAAGCAGAUAUAUAAACUGUGUUUCUUGAAUAAAGAUACGCACAUGUC
Messenger RNA from Dinoponera quadriceps, 4730 nucleotides. It is a transcript of the gene Spec2, whose product is annotated as CDC42 small effector protein homolog. The transcript has 2 exons. Gene Ontology annotation, biological process: regulation of Rho protein signal transduction. Gene Ontology annotation, molecular function: small GTPase binding. Bases 1032 to 1298 code for a protein of 88 amino acids. The record is from RefSeq and is a predicted model, not a curated record. Lineage: Eukaryota; Metazoa; Arthropoda; Insecta; Hymenoptera; Formicidae. Gene Ontology annotation, cellular component: plasma membrane.